AUGGACUACAAGGACGCCUACCACGCCCUGCGCUCGCAACAUUCGGACCUCCAGCGCAAGUAUCAUGAUAGAGCCGAGGAGCUGAAGCGCACGAAUGUCCAGCUGUCGAAGAUCGAGAACCUGAUGCGGGCCAAGGAACGCAUGGAGGGCGGCCCGCCGACGACUCUGGCCAUGCGCGAGGAGAACGAGGCCAUCAUCAAGGGCUUGUAUCAAGAUAAAGCUCGGCUAGAACGUAGAAAUGGUGAAUUGGACCGGAAGUGCCGAGCGUUGGUCGAUAGCCUCGAGAAGAAGAAACGGGAAGUUGCCGUGUUGAAACGAGCCGCGAGGACCGGGCCUCGACGUUUAGAUAGGCCCACGACGGCGCCGGAGCACGUGGACUUGGGUGCUUCUCGAGUGUCGUUCUCGUCCAGUGGUGAAACGACGGGCCGACGGAAGAACGUCGAUGCGCUCGUGGAAAAAUUCAAGCGCCGCGUCGAAGAGGCCGAGGACCAGUUGCAACGCGUCAAGGAGGACAACAAGGAGUUGCGAUCGAAGCUCCAAAGGCAAGGUAGGCCGUUAGUCGUGAACAGUGUGAAAGAAGUAAGAUCGCCGAUGGCCGACAAGAAUAGAGGUUUCUCAGAUGAUAAUAGUGAAUUGAGAGAGGCCAAAGCGGAAGCGCAGCUCCUGGAGAUGCGCUAUAAACAACUCGAAGAAAAUACGCGCGCGCAGCGCGACGUGCAAAAGGCGCAGUUCGACCAAUUAGACGAAUACAAUAGACGUAUCAGGGAUCUGCGGCGGGCGUUGCAGGAUUCCGAAACGGACAAGGACAAGUUGCGGCUGGACGCGGAUCGCGUCGAUGAGUUGCAGGAGCGCGUUACUGAAUUACAGACGGCGAACCGACGCCUCGAAGACGAGCUGCUGAACUUGUCCGACGUUGCGUUGAACCAGGACUUUUCUGGACGUGAUAGAGAGAAGGAGCGCGUCGCGCAACUGGAGAGGAACGACGCUCGGGCGCGGGCCGAGUUCGACAACCUGCGUAAAAGCGCGGAGGGCACGCAGGAGGCCUUCGUGCAGCUCCAACAGCAGGUGGAUGACCUACGAGCUGCUAAGCAGAGAGCUGAACAUGAACUGCAGCAGCUCAAGCUUCGCAGUUCGACCGAACAGGUCCAAUCGACAGUCACGGAGGACAAAGCAAAGUUGUUCGGAGGCUUGGAUGGUGUGGACAUGGAGGAGCUCGAACGAGCGUUGACCAUCGUCAAAAAACGAGAACACAUGAAGAACCCCGAUGAUUUUGAUUUCCUGGAAAAGAUCGACCCGGAAAUUGGCAAUGACCUCAGGCAAGCGGACUUCAAGAAGAAGCUCGAAGAACUAAGGGAGCGCCAUUUACAGACCCAGUACGAGCUCGAGCGAGCCGAGAAGAUGCUCAAGGUCCAGAUGUCGAUUAACCGAGAUUUGCACCUCGAGCUCGAGGACGCGUCCUCGAAAAAGUCGGCCAAGCAUGCGGAGCUCUUGCAGAAGGUCGAGGAUUAUGAAGCGUUGAACGUGAAGCGGUUGCAGCGGAUUCAUACAUUGGAGGCUCAGCUGAAACAAGCGAGGUAUAGUACUGGUAAGUCAAAGCUCCGGAGCAUUGAUGAAGAUGACCGGUCGGAGACCACUGAAUCGACGAACUUGUUGUUGGCGGAGUUGCAGGAUGGCGAUCUACAACCAGAUGAAAAUUUGGUCGAAGUGUGGGUCGUAAGUGCUUCGCUGGACGAAGGCGUCGUCUCCCCGAACGCCUCGACGUUCGCCGUCGUCGACUUCUUGACCUAUGAAAGCCAGGCGACGCAGUGGUUGCCCGGGAGCAAGCCGGAGUUCGACUUUGCUACCUCUUACAAGGUGUCAGUGGAUGACUUGUUUUUGCGUUAUCUGGCUACGGAAUCAUUAUCCUUGGAGAUCUGCGAGGCGCAACAAGCUGAUUAUGAGUUAUUAGCGAAGGCUUCGAUCCCCUUAGCACCUUUGCUGGAUAGCAAGCCUACUUUGAUACUAGACAAGCAACCCCUGAUAGCGGCUCGAACAGGCAGACAGGCUGGUUAUGUACAUGUGGAGAUCCGCUUAGCUUUGCCAGUGACAGAAUUAUAUCAAAUGUUCUUAGAUAGACAUCCCGAUCAAAGGGCGACCAUCGAGAAGGCCAUGAUGGAGACGCUCAACCAGCCCAUGGUCGUCGGUGAGUCGGAUGAUAGUGCGAGACUCGAGAAUGAAAUAGAAGUCGUGGUCCACUCGGCAGUAGACCUACCUACCAGAGAAGGGCGAAGCAAGCCGUCGCCGUACGUGCACUACCAGUUCCUGCAGUUCCAGGACGCCUUCACUCCAGUAACGAGAUCUUCCUGCGACCCGACCUUCGAACAUGUCCUGUCGUACCCGAUGGCGACCACGACGCAAGCCUGCGCUUUAUUGAGGACGGAGCGAUUAACGUUCACGGUCCUCGACUUUCAGGAGGAAAACGCGUCCAUUGGCGACGCGGAUGACGCGUUAAUUGGUACGUGUGAAGUGCCUCUAUCAUUGUUGUCGGACGGCGAGUCCGUGUUCUCGACGGCUACGUUACUUAAUGAUACGGGCCGAGAGGUCGGCACGCUACGAGUUUGUGUGAGGUGGAAGCACGCGUUCAAGCAAGCGCGGACGCCGGACGGCUCGGCUCUGGACGAGAAGGAGGUGAACUGGUGCUUGGAGCGGUUCUCGCCGCGCAAGGACGGCCAGGUCGACUACUUGUCGUUCCUCCACGCGGUCGAUGCGCCACCUCGCGUCGACGCGGCUCGUCAGGAAUUGGUCCAAUUUGUUGAGAAACGGCGCUUGGAGACCGGUGCGAGUGGCAGAGACAUUCUCGAGAGUAUCGAUGUGGAGGCUCUGUCUGAAGACGAGUUCGCCGAUUCAUUAAAGGCCAUGGGCUGCCAAUCGUCGGCCGACGAGUUGUGUGCGUUUUUACGACAUGCUCGCAAGGCCCACUCCGGAAGGUUUGGACUUGAGGAACUGCUACAGGAAUGCAGACGAGCGCCGCCCGCGGAAGCGUCGGUGCGAAUCAAGAUGAAGGCCCAGGCCGAAAGAUUGAGACGUUUGGGAAGGGAGCUGGCCGGUCCCUUCGAGGACUUGGAUCCGGCUCGCUCUGGGAGAUUACCUCGGCCCCACUUCCGGCAAGGGCUACGAGGCCUCGGUUUUGAUCUUGUCGAUGAGCCCUCUCAGCAAGUAGAAGAUAUGUUUGAGGACAAGAGAAAACAUGACGUCGCGCAACUGCUCGGCGCGGAGUUCGUGUCCGAUGCCGAGUCUGAGGAUGAUUUGAUCGAUCGACACACGAAGGCCCGGCUCGCGGCGUUCGAGGUCGAAGAAGAUCAGCAAAAGGCCUUUGAGGAGAAGAUGCGUCGCAUGGAAGAAGAUAAUCAACGUGCGUUGAGUGCGCCGGCGCCGGCGCCGGUCUUCGUGGAGCAGGACCCCAUUCGGGGCUUGCGAGCGGAGGCGCCCGUGCCCUCAUCACCUCCCGCGCAUAGGGCGUCGGUCGAGGCCGUCAGGCCGGUCAGAGACUACGAGGAUCUGAACGUGUCGGUCGCUGCGACACUACCUGUCCAGGAUUCGAGGGAGGUCGAGACCUCUUCACUCUUAGACGCUGAGACAGCGUUAUUAGCUGCAUUAGCGAAGAAGUCCUCUGACUUAGGGAAACAAUUCAGAAAAGUAGAUUCCUCCAGCAGCGGUGUUCUAGCCAGAAAAGAGUUCGCCUACGCGCUGGGCAAGAAAAUACAACUUACCAGUGCUGAUGUGGGAUCACUCAUGGACCACUUUUCUACAUCAAGCGGCGUGGACUACAAAGCUUUCCUACGAUUCGCCGAAGACCAGAAGGUGCCUCUCUCGGCUGCCGCCAAGGCUCUGGAUCGCAUCGCCGUCCAUGCUGGUACCCUACAGCGAUUACAGUCCGCGGAUUCAUCGAUGACGGGUAGUUUACCAGCCGACACCUUCGGUACGGUUCUCAGAUCAUUAGGCCACGACCUGGACGGUAAUGAGUUACGCAACAUCACGCAGCUCUUCCCUCCGAGACGGGCGCCGAAGGGUGUCGAGCAGCACGUCGAUUACGAAGCGUUUUACGAGGCCUGUGCCGAUCGGAAGGCUUCGUUAUCUUUGAAGGAUGUCGAUAGUCGCCUAAAAAAGGCCGUCCUUGACAUACUUGCGAAGGGUGGUCCGGAAGCACUGAGGGAGGAGUUCCGUAGAGCAGACCGCCAGGGCCGCUCGUCGCUCGAUCGUACUGAUGCGGAAGCGUUGUUAGACACGUUGUUGGGGUCGCCGGCGUGCUCCCGGGACGAAGCGCGAGCCGUCCUAGCGCGAUUGGACUCGGUUGGCGAUGGUGUGACGUAUGAUGCCUUGAUAAAGUUCGCCAAGGAAGAAGAAGUGGUAAAGCCCUACUCCACAGAAACGCAGGACUGGGCCCACCUGAAGGUGCGCGUGAAGGCGUGUCUCGUUGAGUCGUACGAUCGACUCGGUAAUGAACGGGGCGACGCUGCGAUCAAAUCUUGCUUCAAGCGCUACGACUGGAAGGGCGCUGAUGUUCUUUCUUCCGAACUCUUCGCCCAAUCGUGUAGAAAUGCGGGGAUUUUACUGGGUGCCUCGGAUCUAAGAGGUUUGGCAGAGAGGUUCGAGACUGGAAGUAACACAGCCUACAGUCGGUUCCUGACCUGGGCCCUCGAAGCCGAUGCACCUUCGACAAGAAAGGAGGAGAAGCACGCUCGAAGGGCCAAGGAAGCGCUGGAGCGGAUCGCACCCUCGUUAAGGGAAGCGAGGAGGUGGGGCGUCCGCGCUUUUGAACGAUACGAUCGCGAUGAAAGAGGUACUGUCGACAGAAGGGACUUCGAGCGCAUCUUGGAGGACUUCAACUGCGACUUGGAGGGGAAGGAGCUGAAAGCUUUAUGUCACCAGUAUGCUAAUGACGAGGGCAUCGACUACAAGUCCUUCGUGAAGGCAGUCGAGGGUGACAACGUAGAAAGCGUGCUGGUCGUCACGGCGGACGCCGCCGACGUGCUGCGGGAUGCGCUCAAAGUCAAGGUGCGAGAAGGUAUUGAUUACCGAGCGGCCUUUGAGCGGGAAGACGGCUCGUACGCGGGCACGCUAGAUAGGAAAGAAAGGGUCCUGAGGCAGUUAGACAUUAACUUGGAAGGGAAGCAACUCGACGAUCUCGAGAGGAAGUUCCGAGCCGCUACGAGUGGCGGUAUCCACUACGUUGAGUUACUUAACGCGGUAUUACCUACACGACCUACAGUAGGAGACAAUUGGAGGGUGGAGGAGAAGCUGCGGGCCAUGAUCAAGCGCCGCUUCGAGUGGUGGCAGCCCGGGGCGCUGCGGCGGGCCUACAAGCACUUUGAUACCAAAAGGAAGAACAAGUUACUGCCUGCGGAUCUGGCGGACGGUCUGAGAGCUCUCAAAGUUAAGUUAAGUGCACAGCAGGAACAGGAUCUCUUCGACGGCAUGGAUUUAGAUAAAGAUGGUACGAUAUCAUACACGGAGUUCAUCGUCUUUGUGCGGGACCCCUGCCACCCCUUCCUCGAGCAAAAAGUACGGUAUGCGACGCACCGAGCGAAAUUACGACCGUCCGAUGCGGAGGACGCGUUGCGGGAUGUGGACGAUAAUAGAUCAGGUUUGGUCGGUCUGCGGGACUUUGGAGUGGUGCUGGAGCGAUUGGGUGUCGAGCUGACGUCUUCCGAGAGAAAACGCCUGGCGCAGCGGUUCGAUGGGGAUGAAUCGGGCAACGUGUCUUCCUCAGCGUUCCUGGCGUUCCUGAAGGGCGACGUCGAGAGUGGUGAGCAAGGUAAUCCAUCUCUAGCUUCGUUGAAACGGGAGCUGCGAAACAGUAAAAAAGACAUUGGCCGAUGUUUUAGGGAGUUCGACGAUGAAGAUAGAGGUGUUUUGGGGUUGCGGGACUUCCGGCGGUUCCUGGAGGCGCUUGGCGUAGAGCUGGACGCGUCGGAUGUCAAGGCCUGUGCGGAAGCGUUGGGCGACGACGGUCUGGUGUCCCUGAAAAAAUUCCGGAAGUUCGCCGAGGACGAGUCGUCUGGAGAUAAUGAUGAUAUGAUCAGAAAGGCGGCGAAGAAGCUUAAGCUCUCUUCACGUGAUGUGAAGAAGGCGUUCCUGCGCUACGACGAGGAUAAUGAGGGCGAGGUGUCGUCGCGCAACUUCGAGCGCGCGUUGGAGCGCCUGGGCUUCGACCUCGACAAGGAUAUUAUUGAAGCGUUCGACGGCAAGUAUCUGAAAUUCGUGAAGCUCAUUGAGGGUGAAGACGAGGACGACGACGACGACGUCGACGGCGUCCUCAAGAAGCUGCGCAAAGAGUCGAGAGCUCUGCGCCGGUCGCUGGAGGGCGACAUCUCCGAGCGCCGCCUGCGCAACGCGGCGGACGACGCCGGCGUGCGGCUGUCGACGCAGGACCUCAAGACGCUCACGAAGUCGUUCGAGGGCCGCCGCGACGACAUCGACGGCGACAAGCUGCAGCGGGCCCUGUCCAAGGGCGACGCCAGCGACGACGACGACGACAAAAUACUACGGAAGCUGUCCAAGGAGGUCAAGCGAUUGAACAGGAAGGACCCCGACUACGAGCGGGUUUUGAGAGAUUUUGAGCGCGAUGAGGGUGAACUGUCGAAGAAAGAUUUCCGGAAGGCCCUGGAGCGACUUGGUAUGGAGUUCGACGAUGACGAUGUUGAGGAAUUAGUUGAGAAAUUUGGCAGGAGAGGUGUCGUGAAGUCGCGGAAAUUCCUCGAGGCCAUUGAGGAGGACCGCGAGUCGGACGACGACGACAAGGUCACGCGGGCUUGCAAAGGCAAGGAGAAGAAGCUCAAGAAGGCCUUUGAACGAGUUGAUGAGGACGAGGAAGGUCGCGUGUCGCGGAAGAAGUUUUCUCGGGUUCUCGAGGAUGUCGGUGUGGAUCUGACGUCGCGGGAUCUUGAGCGAGUAAUGGACAAGUUCGAGAAACGUGAUAAAGUGGACUACGGGAAGUUCUUGAAAUCUAUUGCUGCGGACGACGACGACGACGACGACGACGAUGUUUUUGGUGCCAUAAAAAGCGCCUUGAAGGAGGCCAAGGACGAAGGUGAAUCUCCGCUGAAGGUCUUCGAGAAACUCGACCGAGAUUCCGCCGGUGAAUUAGAGGCGGACGACGUCAAGCGAGCUCUGAAAAAACUCGGCUACACGCCCACGGCCUUCGAGCUCAAAAAGUGCCAGGAGCGGUUCCCCGGGAAGAAGGAGGACGUCAACUACGAGGACUUGGUUGGGGAGUUGCUGGGUUCCAAAAAGAAGCGUAGAGCCUCGUCUGACUCCGAUGAUGAAAGCGAGCGGGGCCGGUCGCCGUCGAAGUCUCGUUCUCAUCUGAAGAAGCUCAAGAAGGAGCUGGCGAAGCUCGAAGAUAAAAAAGGUCGGAGGCUGAAGUUCGACAAGUACUUCGAGGCCUACGAUAGCGAGGGCAAGGACUACGUCUCCGAGCGCGACUUCCGGAAAGCAUUACAGAAGCUCGGCGUCGAGUUAGAUGAUGACAAAAAGGCGUUCGAGGCAUGUGCUCAAAAAUGGGACAAGCGCGGCGACGGGCGGAUACGGUGGCGCGACUUCGUAUCAUGGGCGCGGGACGACUCUUCCUCGGACGAGCGGAACCCGUCGCGGACGCGCGAGCGGCGCAGUCGGUCGCGGUCGCGCGGUAGGAGGUGAGCUUACAGCGGUGUUCCUUUUCCCCCCUCUUCCGCGUGUAAGGUAGCGAUUACUGGU
This is a messenger RNA of Pelagomonas calceolata, 7734 nucleotides long. NCBI's taxonomy places the organism in Eukaryota, Pelagophyceae, Pelagomonadales, Pelagomonadaceae. The record is from the annotation of a GenBank genome assembly.